GUGUAUGUGAGAGGUUCGGCGGCUCCGGGAGCUGAAGGAACCAGAAGCACCGAGAGAAGACGGGAACCCCCUCCGGGGCAGCUAGAAACCGAUAAUUUGUGGCCCGACAAUGAGGCUGACGCUGCACAAGAAGAAGAUUGCUGCCUUGGUGCUGGUUCUGUUUGCCUGUGCUGGUUUGCUCCAUAUCUUCACCCGCCGGGAUGAGCGCGAAUUCUUACUCACGGUCCCAGGUCCCAGUGAGAAGAGUAACCCCUCUGGCUUCCAGUUGCCCGUUGGCACUCCGCUGCAGAUGAGACUGACUGCUUACCGCAACAACCUGCACCAGCCAGUUCUAAAUGCUGACAAAUUUUCUGGUCACCCUGAGCUGGUGGCAGUGGUACAAAUGCGGGGUGGGCCAGGGAGUGGUGCUCGUUUGCGCCUCCUAGCUGAAUCCCUGCGGGCAGCUGGGCCCCGAGCAAAUCGCCGCCUGUUGCUGGUGCUGAGUAUGGAGAAGCCCUGCCCUGAAGUUGCAGAUGCCAUGCUGGCCAUAGACUUUUGCCGGGUGCUGCCCAUCUACUUUCCCUACAGCCUGAGCUUCUACCCAGAGGAAUUUCCCGGAGCAGACCCCAACGAUUGCCCCAGGGAUGUAUCCAAGGAGUCUGCCAUUCAGCAGCGGUGCAACAACGCUGAGUACCCAGAUAGCCACGGGCACUACAGAGAAGCGCCAUUUGCUCUGGACAAGCAUCACUGGUGGUGGAGUCUCCAUUUCACAUGGGAGAGACUGCGAGAGGUGAAUGGCUAUGGGGGGUAUGUGGUGUUCAUGGAGGAGGGCAGUUACCUGCUCCCAGACUGGCAACACAUGCUGCGCCUCAUGCAGAAACAGUGCAAGGAGGAAGGGUGCCAGCUGCUCAGCCUUGGGGGCACUGCAAGUCCAGAUCCUUCCCCGGACCCCCAGCACUUGGAAGUGAGUGGCUUUGUGGCACCAAAGCAUCGUUCUGCGGUGGGCAUACCCCGGGAACUCUACUACCAACUGAUGGGGUGCCUGGCAGAAUUCUGCACCUAUGAUGAUUAUAACUGGGACUGGAGCCUGCAGCACCUCUCUGCCUCCUGCCUUUCCCACCCACUCAAAGUUCUCAGCACCCGUCAACCUCGUGUACUCAACCUGCCCUCCCCCCCAAAAGACAGUGAAUGUGGACGCACCGGACCAUGUUCCAGUACAGACGAUGCUUCCCAAAAUCUCAGGGAGCUGGUCAGGCAGCUGAGUGGCCAGCUCUUCCCAAAAACUGUAACGGUGUCCAGUCGGCAACAAGAAAUCCGCAACCCCCCGCAAAUCAAGAAUGGAGGUUGGGGGGACAUCAGGGACCAUGCUUUGUGCCAAUCUUAUGCCAGGCUAUGAUGUGCCGUCUCUGUUCUUCUGGAUUUAACUGUGACCAAAGAUCAGGAAUAAUCUCAGGUAUAUAAUUGCACAAGAGACCAAAUGCCCCCAAAUUGCUGCUUUUUAUAUUUGGCUCUGCCAUUCACCUCCUUUGUGCCCUCACCACAGUGCCUUAUGAAUGGACGUAGCCUUACAGAUGAUUCUCAGGAGCAGCACAGGAUUUUACAUACUUUAAAGACAGAAAUGGAUUUUAUUUCAUACAAUUGUCUGUGGUUUUAGAGUAAUUUUAUUACUUCGAUCAAGGUGCCCCCCGUAUCCCUGUGCCAGGGCUGUAGGGCAUUUGUAAUGUCAGGACCAAAGGGUAUAAGAGCCAAAACUGACAGUGAGACUUCCUCUGCCUUAUACCCUGGAAUGCGACUGACAGGCUUAUGUGCUCCCAAACUAUGUGCCAUACUUAUCCUCAUUGCAUUAGAGCCAAAGGUUCAGGGAGUUAAGUGUACUAGGGUUGCAGAGAUAAAUGGGUUUUUUUACUUUCAAACACCUAGUUGUUUUCAGAUAGUUCACCGGAAAUAAUGACCUUUUCCAAUUACUUUCUAUAUUUUAUGUGUGACCAUUUUUCACCUUCAAAAGCUGGUCUGGGAGGGGGGUUCGAGGGGGGUUCAUCGACCCUGUAAGCUGUUCUAAAUUGAUAUAUUUCUUAUCUUUGUCCCUGCUGAGCGGAAUCCCAGAGUAAAGACAGCUGUUAGAAUUAGGGAUGCACCAAAUUCGGUUCAGGAUUCUGACUCUUUCAGCAGGAGUCAGAUCGGCCGAAUCCUUCUGCCCAGCCGAACCAAAUCCUAAUUUGAAUAUGCAAAUUAGGGGCGGGGAGGGAAAUCACGUGACUUUUUGUCACAAAACAAGGAAGUAAAAAAAGUUUUCCCUUUACCAACCUUAAUUUGCAUACGCAAAUUAGGAUUUGGUUCGGUAUUCGGGCGAAUCAAUCGCAAAGGAUUUGGGGUUCGGCCGAAUCCAAAAUAGUGGAUUCGGUGCAUCCCUAGUUGGAAUUGAUACAAUAAUUGCUAAUAUUCCACAGAUGCUGCUGAGAAAUGUAUCCACUAAAUGUUGCAAAAUUGUAACAGUUUAGAGUCUGCACCUGAAUUACUGAGCUGUCAGACUGAAACAUGAGAGACCAGGGACAUUCAACUUUAAACUGAGAUAUUGGAAAAACGGUAAAAAAUAACUAAUGGAAAAUAAUUUUAAAAAAAAGCGUUAACAGUCUGAAAACAACUGAAAAAAGUGUGUGGAAGGUGAACAACCCCUUUAUAAACAUGCAAAGAUUGUUUUUAGAAGCUGCCCAGAGAGGGUCACAAAUGGUUGCUCUGUGUUUCUCCUGGUGCUGCCCCCCCCCCAGGCACUUUGAGGUGUAGGGUAAGUUCUUCUGGAUUCUGAGAAGUUGCCCCUGUCUCUCCGUGUUGGUGCUGUGUGUCAUGUUGCUGAUGUUUGUACCUUGUUGCCUCUGAUCCCUAAGGCACACACAGUAUUCGGGAAAGUUACUCAUUUAUGAAGGGUUGUGCUUGGGCCAAUAUCACUUAUUAGUGCUGUGUCGGCAGAUUCUGCUCGUAACUCAGAUGACACUUUCUUCAUAUCCCCUUGGCUCAAGGGUCACGGGCUGCUGUGUAUGUCUGUGUGUGUGUCUGUGUGUGUGUCUGUGUGUGUGUCUGUGUGUGUGUCUGUGUGUGUGUGUCUGUGUACGCACCAGCACAUGUCUCCCUUCAGCUCUGUUGGGAAACUUUUAUUUCAGUUCAUUACGAGGAUAUUUUCAUGGUGCUCUGGGCACGUGUAGUCGCCCUUCUCUUGCAGAAAUCUGAAACUUACCGUGGUGCCUGUGGUCUGAUCAAAGGGGAAGUUGAGUGCUAUACUUACACCGAUAUGUCUACAAUUUUUUUUUUUUUCACAUUUGAGCUCAGCCUGAGGCUCUGCUAAAGAAGAAGGAAAGCUACAGAGGCAGUUUAUUGCCAAUUGAUUAGCCACAAUAGUGCAAGCUAUAACACUAUAUUUUUUCUGCUUUACCAUACCUAAGUGAAAAUCUCUAGAAGUUCUCUCUGUUUGUCUAGGAUAGCAGCUGCCAUAUUAGCUUGGUGUGACAUCACUUCCUGCCUUUCCCUGCUCACUCAUAACUCUGGGCUCGGGGGGGGAAGGGAGAGAGGAGCAAACUGAGCAUGCUCAAGCCCUAGCCCUGGAGGUUUAAGCUGAAAACAGGACUGAUACAGAAGCCUGUGUGUGCACAAUACAAGGAAAGAAAUGCUGUGUUUCUUUUGACAGAGGAAUCAGAGCAGCAUUACUUUGUGGGUUUACUGGUGUAUUUAUAUAGACCUUUCUGAUAAAAAAAACGUAAUUUUAGCCUUUCCUUCUCCUUUAAGAAAUAAUGUUCAGCUUGUUUUUAAAUGUGGUUUAAAUAUGUUAAUUAAUGUAAUUACACAAUGUAUCCCCCCCCACGACUCAUGUCACCAACCUGCGGGACUGGUCUUUUGACUGAUUUUUAGGGUGAUGAAGCCACCGACAGUUCUUGCUUGGGGAGGGGUAAGUGAUAUCUCUAGAUCUGAGCCCCUGUAGAAAAUAAGUUCCUAUGACAUCAUGGAUGAUAUAUAAUCACUAUAUUUUUGGGUUAGCUUUCCUUUUAAGGAAUGGGGUAGACAUGAAGGCUCAAUCCUCUUCAUUAUCUGUAUAUACCUAUGCACUGACAGGACCCACUGAUUAACUGUUAUAUUCCAAGAUGUGCGUGCCUGGCAAGUAAUGGGUUAAAAUUAGGGAUUCACCGAAUCCACUAUUUUGGAUUCAGCCGAACCCCCAAAUCCUUGGCGAAAGUUUCGACCGAAUCCGAACCCUAAUUUGCAUAUUCAAAUUAGAGGUGGGAAGGGGAAAACAUUUUUUACUUGUUUUGUGACAAAAAAUCAAGACAUUUCCCUCCCUGUCCCUAAUUUGCAUAUGCAAAUUCGGAUUUGGUUCGGCCAGGCAGAAGGAAUUCUGGAUUCGGUGCAUCACUAGUUAAAAUUUUGCGGUUGAUGAUGAAUAGGUGGAUUUGGCGCAGUGAUGGAAGUGUCCCCUCCCCUGCAAAUGUCUCCUAACCACAACCCAGUGAGUCUGACCCAGGCUCUCACUUGGAACAGCUGCAGAACAGUGUUUGUGAAGCAAUGCAUUGUGCAAGGGACUUUCCUUAAGGGGCAGGGAGAAUGUGAGAUCUUCAAGAAAAAAGUUUGUCCAUGGCAUUCGUAACAGUAACAUGUAAUCUCACCCCCUCCUGUCAAGAGAUCAUGGGAGUUGUAUUUCUGAAACAGUUAUUCACUGUCCAAAGGCCGCCCCCCCCUUUCAAGAACCCCAAAACCCUUAUUUAUUAAGAAUAUAAAUACAGUCUCUGCUGAGGUUUAUCCCUUUCCCCGACCAAUUCCCUGUAAUACGUCCCUUUUCAUGUGUAUUGUGCUUAAGACAAUCUAUUUGUAAUGGGGAGGGGGGUAUUGUAUUUGUGCUUGGUACAAAAUAAUUGGUUUUACAUUGUAUGGGGGAAGUAUAUUUGUUUUUAAUUAUUUUCUAUUAAAAAAGUGUAUUAUGAGGGCAUCAUGUGCCCAGAAA
Xenopus laevis (African clawed frog) is the source of this 4960-nucleotide messenger RNA. RefSeq names its product alpha-1,6-mannosyl-glycoprotein 2-beta-N-acetylglucosaminyltransferase-like L homeolog (gene mgat2l.L). Gene Ontology annotation, biological process: protein N-linked glycosylation; oligosaccharide biosynthetic process. Gene Ontology annotation, cellular component: Golgi membrane; Golgi stack; membrane. The record is from RefSeq and is marked predicted. NCBI's taxonomy places the organism in Eukaryota, Metazoa, Chordata, Amphibia, Anura, Pipidae. Gene Ontology annotation, molecular function: alpha-1,6-mannosylglycoprotein 2-beta-N-acetylglucosaminyltransferase activity.